Molecule: messenger RNA, 462 nt
Organism: Rhodotorula graminis WP1
Lineage: Eukaryota; Fungi; Basidiomycota; Microbotryomycetes; Sporidiobolales; Sporidiobolaceae
Exons: 4
Coding region: 1-462 (153 amino acids)
Biological process (GO): protein N-linked glycosylation
Cellular component (GO): membrane; oligosaccharyltransferase complex
Source: RefSeq, a predicted model, not a curated record
AUGCCGUCCCGCCGCGUCGCCGCUCGCCCGCCCGCCCCGACCCCUUCCACCACCGAUGCACCGCUCGACACCUCGCCCGCCGCCGCUCUCGCCAGCACCGUCAAGGGCAAGGCGCGCGAGCAGUCGCAGGGCCUCGUCGGCGCAGUCUCGACCCUGUGGGACAACUACCGCGAGCAGACCCCACCAAAGCUCAAGCUCAUCGACUGCUCCAUGCUCUUCCUCGUCCUCACCGGCGUCUUCCAGUUCGUCUACUGCUUCGCCGUCACCAACUUUCCCUUCAACGCCUUCAUCGGCGGCUUUGCGGCGGCGGUCGGCCAGUUCGUCCUCCUCGGCGCGCUCCGGAUCCAGAGCAACCCGGCCAACACGUCGACGUUUCCCUCGCUCUCGCCCGAACGAGCGUUCGGCGACUUCCUCUUCGGCUCUCUGAUCCUCCACUUCUUUGUGUGGAACUACCUGGGCUGA